This is a messenger RNA of Cryptomeria japonica (Japanese cedar), 3664 nucleotides long. Its product is annotated as putative pentatricopeptide repeat-containing protein At3g23330. Gene Ontology annotation, molecular function: zinc ion binding; RNA binding; protein binding. NCBI's taxonomy places the organism in Eukaryota, Viridiplantae, Streptophyta, Pinopsida, Cupressales, Cupressaceae. The coding region runs from base 1343 to 3178 and encodes 611 amino acids. Gene Ontology annotation, biological process: RNA modification. The transcript has a single exon. The record is from RefSeq and is a predicted model, not a curated record. Gene Ontology annotation, cellular component: intracellular membrane-bounded organelle.
GGGACAGACACUGGUUGUAGUCAGUAGGUGUUGCAAACUUAAAAACUCGCGAUCUUCCACGUUGCUACUUACAAAACACUUGUAAUUUGAGCAAGACAAGACUUAGGAUCAAACAUGCAAACAGUCUACUCACCGAACACAUGUAAUUGGCAUUACAUCUUGAUGAAAGAAUCUGGAUUAAUAUCCAAAUAUCGGCAUACGUAGGUCCUCGAUAGUACAGGAAAAUGAUGGCCAUAUUUCACCAUUCUCCACGCUUGUUUCCAUAAGUGCCCUCCGAAGAUUGCACUCAUGUCUGCAUAAUGCUCUUCUCGUUUCCAAAAAGCAAAGCCUGUGCACAACAAGAAAUUCACUAGCCAUAAUUCUUGGCAUUUGGCCUACAGAAAAAGGUUAUUUAUGGUUUAACAGUAUUAGUAUGCACUUCUUAUGGCAACCAUUCUACCCCGUAGAUGUUCUAUUCUUGUAUAAAUUUGCAAGUUUCAGUUUUCUAUUCUUGUUUUUAUUGUACAGAGAUAUUUUUCUUGUGGAGCUCGGCCCCUUUUUUUUGAAGGUUCCCUCUCCUUCUACUGUUAAUGUUUGUUUGGUUUUGAAAGCUUAAAAACCUGUAAGUGAUAAUGCUUACAGGCUUACCACUGGCAUUGUCGUCGUGGUAGACGUAGACUGAAUAACUCCAAUUACAAUUAGAAAAUGUCUCUCUCACAGCAUUAAGUUGAAGGAGGCGAUGCACAUUCUGCUUACUACACACAAACCCCCUGAAAACUACUCUGCAUAUCUUCAAUUAUUACAGACCUUUAUUUUCAAGAACGCUUUUUUACAAGGGAAAAAUGUCCACUCUUUCAUCGCUCACAGGCGAUUUACAUUUUCUACACGCACAAAUAUUCAUAAUAAGCUUAUUUCCUUGUAUGUCAAGUGCGGAAGUUUGGUAGAUGCCCGCAGAUUGUUUGACCACAUGAAAGAACGAGACAGGGUCUCAUGGAAUACUAUUAUUGCAGCAUAUUGAAGACAUGGGUAUUGUCGCGAGGCAAUCACACUGUUUCACGAUAUGCAACAAACAGGUCUCCAACCCGACCACUAUACACUUGCCAGCGUACUCCCAGCCUGUGCCAAAAUGGGAGCUUUGGAACAGGGUAUGGACAUUCAUAAAAGUAUAAAUGGAGGACUAAUUUUGUCAGAUAUUGUAGUUGCUACUGCCCUGGUGGACAUGUAUGCAAAAUGUGGAAGCAUAGACAAGGCGCGUAAAUUGUUCGAUAGAAUCCCUCAAAGAAAUGCUUUCUUAUGGACUGCGAUGAUUGCAGGGUAUGCACAUAAUGGAUUUGCUGAAAAGGCUUAAGAAAUUUUUAAGCAAAUGCAAUUGGACGGUAUAAAGCCGGACACCACAACCUUUGCCAGUAUCCUCCCUGCCUGUGCCAAAAUGGGAGCUUUGGUUUGGGGUAUCGACAUCCAUCAAAGCAUAAUGGAAGGGGGGUUUUUGUCCGAUAUUAUAGUUGGAAAUGCUCUGGUAGACAUGUAUGCAAAGUGUGGAGACAUAGACAAGGCACGCGAACUGUUUGAUAGAAUGCCUCAAAGGGAUAUCGUCUCAUGGAAUGCGUUGAUUGCAGGAUAUGCACAGAACGGAUUUGUCGAAAAUGCUUUAGAAAUUUUCAAGCAAAUGCAAUUGGCAGCUGUAAAGCCAGACUCUACAACCUUUGCUAGCAUCCUCCCCAUGUGUGCCAAAAUGGGAGCCUUGAAACAGGGUAUGGACAUCCAUCGAAGCGUAAUGGAAGGAGGAUUUUUGUCAGAUAUUAUAGUUGGAAAUACUUUGGUAGACAUGUAUGCAAAAUGUGGAAGCGUAGACAAGGCACGCAAAUUGUUUGGCAGAAUGCAGCAAAGAGAUAUCAUUUCGUGGAAUGCCAUGAUUGCAGGAUAUGCACAAAAUGGAUUUGUUGAAAAAGCUCUAGAAACUUUCAACCAAAUGCAAUUGGCAGGUGUAAAGCCAAAUUCCUCAACCCUUGCCAGCAUCCUCCCUGCCUGUGCCAAAAUGGGAGCUUUGGAACAGGGUAUAGACAUCCACCAAAGCAUAAAGGAUAGAGGAAUUUUGUUAGAUGUUGUAGUUGCAACUUCCUUGGUAGACAUGUAUGCAAAAUGUGGAAGAAUAGACAAGGCUUGUGAACUAUUUGAAGAAAUGCCUCACAGAAAUGUGGUCUCCUGGAAUGCCAUGAUUGCAGGAUAUGCACAAAAUGGAUUUUUUGAAAAGGCAUUAGAAACUUUCAAGCAAAUGCAAUUGGCAGGUCUAAAGCCAGACCCCACAACAUUUGCCAGCAUUCUCCCUGCCUGUGCCAAAAUGGGAGCUUUGGAACAAGGUAUGGACAUCCAUCAAAGCAUUAUGGAAGGGGGAUUUUUGUCAGAUAUUAUAGUUGGAAAUGCUUUGGUAGACAUGUAUGGAAAAUGUGGAAACAUGGACAAGGCACGUGAACUGUUUGACAAAAUGCCACAAAAAAAUGUGGUCUCAUGGAAUGCCAUGAUUGCAGGAUAUGCACACAAUGGAUUUUGCAAGGAUGCUCUUAAAAUCUUUGAAUUAAUGAAGCAGUCUGGAGCAUAUCCUGACGCUGUAAGUUUUUCUUGUGUUCUAUUUGUAUGCAGACAUACAGGUUUAGUAGAUGAGGGCUGUACAUACUUCAGUGAUAUGCAUAAUCCUUAUUGCAUUACACCUACAAUUGAUCAUUAUGUGUGCAUGGUUGACCUUCUUGCCCGUGCUGGUUAUCUUGAGGACACCCUAAACUUUAUCAUUAAGAUGCCAAUUAAACCAGUGGUGGUUGUGUGGAAAAUGGUACAUGCUUUUUGUGUAGGAGACAGAUCACAUCCACAGACACAGGAGAUCUAUGCAGAGUUAGAGAAAUUGGCUUUGGAGAUGAAGGCAGCAAGGUAUUUUCCAGAUUCAAGACAUUUAUCUAAUGACGUGGAAGAGGAGGAAAAGGAACUUUUUCUCUCUCGCCAUAGUGAAAAGUUAGCAAUUGCAUUUGGUUUGUUAAACACACCACCCGGAACAACUAUUAGAGUUGUUAAGAACCUUCGCGUAUGUUCUGAUUGCCACACUGCAACAAAAUUUAUCUCCAAGAUUGUUGCAAGAGAAAUUGUUGUGAGAGAUGCUAACCGUUUCCAUCAUUUUAAACAUGGAAAAUGUUCUUGUGGAGAUUAUUGGUGAUGCUAAUAUGGAGCAAUUUGAAAAAUAGGCUUGCACCAUGUGCGGUGUCAGACCUGCAGUAAUAAUGAAGGGACGAGGUUUUAUUUUCAGUCUCUAGAAAGUUUCCUGUCUUGUUUUGAGUAUUUGGCAUUCCAGACCAUACUGUUGUUUCAUAAAUUGAGAUGCAUAGAGUGCAAUGCAGGUCACUGGGUAUAUAUAGAUCAGUGCAUAGAGUGCAAUCGGAUCAAAGGCCUACUUUAUAGAUCAGUGCAUAGAGUGCAAUCGGAUCAAAGGCCUACUUUAUGAUAAUCUGGAUGCUUUAUUGAAUUGUUUUCACAUAACCUAUACAUUUAUAAAAUGAAAAGUUGGAGGUGAGAGGGGAAAAGAACUAAGGUGAGGAACACUCAAAUGCUUGGUCAGUAGAAAAUGAAAGAGGAGAGCUCACAAUCAUUCUUGUAAUUUUGUAUAAUUUUUUGUUUGGAUUAAUUAUAUUAUAUUUUAUCUAUG